AAAUUAUCAUGGACAUUUUAUAAUCCAGAAAUUGCUUUUGUUACUAUAUGCGGUUCUUUCGCCGAAAGUAUCCAGUUUAUCGAGUCUAGGAGGUUUCGUGGGAAAAGGGUGUAAGAACUCUACCAUCCACAAGGCAUUUCGUCUCGGUGCGUUGCGAGGACGUAUGAUUUUCCGGGGAGUGGGUCUGAUCCAGCGAAAGUACAGGUAUAUAUAUACAGGCGAUCACCAGACUCAGGUGCAGUGUUCACUACCUCAAGCCAGCAUGAGCACCCCACAGAGUGUCUUCGUAAUUCUCGCCCUGCUGGCCACGGCGGUAUUAGCCGCGACGAAGGAACCUGAGAAGAAGGAGGCUGAGCCUAAGGAUGCCAAAAGCAAGCGUGGUCUGGAGCUGAGUCUGGGCGGCGGUCAUGGGUUCGGAGGUGGUGAAUUUGGCGGUUUCGGUGACUUGGGUGGACACGGUGGAUACGGAGGAGGUGGCGGUGGAUUUGGCGGAGGUGGCAUUGGAUUGGGAGGAGGCGGCGGAGGAUUCGGAGGAGGUGGCGGCGGCGGCGGUGGCGGUGGUGGUGGCGACGGUGGACGGAUCUCUUCAAUCACUAUACACAGAGAAGUCUCCGUAGCAGUUCCACAACCGUACACAGUAGAGAGGAACGUUCCGGUUCCUUAUCCUGUUCACGUCAAGGUCCCCGUUGAUAGGCCAGUUCCUUAUCACGUACCAGCGCCGUAUCCUGUGCCCGUUGAGAAGCAUGUACCGGUACCCGUUGAAAAACACGUUCCAGUACCAUACAAGGUACCUUACAAUGUGCCCGUCAAAGUGCCGUACCCGGUCGGUGUUCCCGUAAAGGUACCCGUACCUGUCCAUAAGGAGGUUCCGUACCCAGUGAAGGUCCCGUAUAUCGUGAAGGAGUCGUAUCCUGUCUUCGUUCAUGGCCAUGAAGGUGGUUCCUUCGGAGGCGGUGGUGGCGGUGGAUUUGGAGGCGGCCAUGGUCUGUCUGAUUUUGGUGGUGGAUAUCAUCACUGAAUCAGUUCACUUAUGUAUUUCUUUUGUAUAACUGUAUAUACGAGUACGAGUGGUUCGGAUACAGGAUCAGAAAGAAUAGUAUUAUAAUUUUGUCGAGAAUAUGCUUGCGUGAUUUUACUUGAAAUGAAUUAUGGCAAGAGAUAUAUUGUGACGAACCCGAGAAAAUUGUAUACGAAAUGAAUACGUACAUAUCAAUUGUGGUUUGGCUUCAAGAGAGUUAUUGCACUUAUUUUUUUUUUGGAAAAUUAUAUGAACAACGUGGGGACUCAUUGUUUGUCUGGAUUAUAUGAGAUACGACUAUGUGAUAUUUUUCCGUAAUAAAAUUAAAGUGUUUAAUAAUUAUAA
This is a messenger RNA of Cephus cinctus (wheat stem sawfly), 1363 nucleotides long. RefSeq names its product probable H/ACA ribonucleoprotein complex subunit 1. The record is from RefSeq and is a predicted model, not a curated record. The transcript is spliced from 2 exons. Lineage: Eukaryota; Metazoa; Arthropoda; Insecta; Hymenoptera; Cephidae. Bases 164 to 1018 code for a protein of 284 amino acids.